GAAACAAAUGAACGAUAAUCAGAAUCAGACAACAAUCACAACCGUUACGACAACCACAACAACGACUUCGAGACGUACGCACGGUGAGGAGACCGAAAGCCAAGAACGAUACGAGUUCAAUGGCGGUGGCAGCACCAUUUCCACGGCCACCUAUGAGCGCCAACAACAGCUUAACACCAACACCCAGCGAGAAUAUCCAAAUCUCAGUUUCUAGCACAACGACAACGGCAACCAACCCUAACACUCAGUUCAUCGAAGGCGAGCAGAAAUACCAUCAUCAGGCGAAUCCCGGUAAGAAACUGCAGCCAACGCGGCCAGAACGUCGUGGCCGCUCUCCCAGGCGAAGACCCCAGGCUACAGUGAUACCAACCCAAGAACAACCCGCAAUCGAAAUUCAAUUGGAUCAGCAACCCCAACAACAGCAUGAAGAACUCUUCCUUCCAAUCAAUGACCGGACUAGAUCUCGUAGCCCCAUGUGGGUACCUGGCUCGACCUCUUAUGCCGAGGUUUUGCGAGGAUUGGAACUUGAACGCCUUAAGGCCGAACAACUAGCCGCCCAGCCGGCUCAGGGUCGUACAGAUCUUACAAUUCAGGAUGUGGUAGAUGCCAGUACAGUAGUUACGGGUGGUAUUUACGUAACCGAGCCUGCACCAGAGCCCAUCAAAGAAACACAACAUCAACCGCAACUAGAACAGUACAUCACCGAGACCAGCACUGAACUUGAUUAUUCUUCCACGCAGCAGCCACAAUUGCAGCAGCCACAGCAACAGCAACAAACAUCCCUCAGUAACUACGAAGUGCCAAUGACUGCUGAAGAGAUUGCAGCCACUUACUUGCAGCCCGAUCCUCAACUGUAUCAGACAAUGUACGAGAACGUGGCCGAUAGUGGCCAAUGGAGUUAUGUGACAGGAUCUGCCACGGAUCCGCAACAGCAGCAGCAGACGCAACCGAACUAUUACGAGCAGAUUAUGCAGAUGCAGUAUCCCAUACAGUAUCAGCAGGUGGCUGUACCACCAGCGACAACGCAGUAUCAGCUUUUGGCAGGUUACUACCAGCCGGUUGCUCAGGCAGAACCAUAUUCCGCGGUCUAUUCCGCAGAUCCAAAUCAGAUCUACUAUGCCCAGCAACCAGCUGAGUACUCACAGGAAUACCUACAACAACAGCAGCAGCAAAAUGAACCCUUGCACGAAUAUCAACAGGAUACUGUUGGCCAGACCUAUCUGAUUGAUUCCUACGAUAUAGAGAACACAACACUCGCCUCGGCCACGGGUAACAGCGUGCUGGAUCGCGUUGUUACCACAUUGGCAUCGAUGGUUCAACAGAGUGCCUCAGAGCCUCUGACCACCAGCACCCAGCAAAUCCAAUCAACGGUGGUACCAAGCGAACCCUACUAUAUUGAGGAACAUGUUCAUAUGCUGCGACCUGUGGAGCCACAGGAGUUCGAGGUGGAUGAACCGAGACCGGAUAUUACUUUCGGUCAAUUUGAUGUUGAUGCUAUCGAAACCAUACCAUUGGAUGAGCCAAAAGUCUCUCAAAUCGAACCCCAACCCCAAAUUAAGGCCCAAACAACGACAACAAGCUAUGUAACGGAGACCACAAUUGUCUCCGAACAGACACAGCCAACUGUGAUAAUGCAGCAGACUCAAGAAGUCGUCGCAAUCCCAGAUGUUCCCAAGAUCCCAGAAGUACCAAAAACUGUCACCGUGCAUCCCCGGCCUCAGAGGCAAAACAAUAAUGAAGUCCGGCAACAGGACAUUAGUACAGGCAGCACUUACGCCGAAGUCCUUUUUGGUCUUCACCACAGUCAACAUCCAGUUUUCCAGCCAUCCAGUCAGCAACCAACCCCAGUGCGCCUCACGUCCUCGCCGCCCUUGCAACGCAAGCAGGAACAGACUACGAUAACUACUUCUACCUUUACCAAUAAAUCCAAUCAGCAUGCCAGACAUGUCGAGAAAUCGCCAACAUGGGAACGCAAGUUCGAAAAUGUUGAUACACGAACAUCACGAACAAAGAGGGUAAGGCACGAACCUCAACCGGAACCAUUGCCUAUUAAACAGAGUACCAGGAAAGAUGGUAAGACUGGCAAGAAAUCCCAGUCUCCGGAUAGAAAUGGUGUCGCUUUGGUUGAGACCAAGGUAGUUGUGGAUGCCCCAGCUCCCAUUCCGAUAGUUGAAGAGACAGUUAAGCCUGAGCCAAAGCCAAGGAAAUCAAAGAAACCCAAAAAUAGCGAGGCCAUUAUUCCAAUUGUGGAGAAAAAGGAUGAACCAGCUGCCGCUAAUCUAGUGCCAUCUAAAAAGGAUAAAAAACUAGCCCAGCCUGUUGUGGAGAAAAAGGAAACGGUGGUCGAGACAACUGUGAUAACGAAAUCAGUGGAACCCGCUGUUGAGAUCAUUCAGCCAGGAGAAUCAGCUCCAGCUCACCCAAAGAAGGAAAAGAAACAAAAACCAGUCAAGGAAAAGGAAGCUCCCAAGCCAGAAGUCAUAGUUGCAGAAGUGGCACCUGUUGCUCCAACCCGAAAGGAGAAGAAACAAGUCAAGACGGUUGUUCAGGAAACUGUCAGCAUCCCUUCUAAUGACCCUAUUGUGAAAAAGGAAUCUUCAAAGCUUGUUGUCAUUGAGCCAAAAUCAGAAGUAGAAAGCAAGAAGCCCCAGGCUCCACUUGAAGCUGUUGAGAAAACAGUUGAAAAGGAGAUUGUCCAAACUACUGUCGUGGAAGACGUAGAAUAAGUUAAACCUUCGGCUCCAGCUCCAGUAUCUUCGAAGAAGGACAAGAAAAAGACCAAGACAGUUCUUGAGCAAGAAGUCAAUAAGAAGACCGUUGAACCUGUUAUUGAAAAGGAAAUCGUUCAACCAUCUGUAAUUGAAACAACGGAAGUUGUUCAAACUAUGGAGCAGUCCAAGACAGUAGUGGAAUCCUCAGAGCAAGUUCAACCAGAAGUUCCUCCUCCAGUGCCCGCAAAGAAGGAUAAAAAGCGAGCUAAGAAGGAACUUAAAAAGGAUGAUAUCAAAACUCCUUCGACACCCAUUGAAUCUGCUCCAGUGGAAGUUAAUACAGUGAAAACCACUAAAACAAUUACUGUAGAGAACACUGUGGUAUCUGAGCCGAUUGUAUCUGUUCAGGAAACAGUUAAAGUCACCGAGAAAUCACAACCUUUGGUAGAACCUAUUCCUGAAAUAACCCCUGAAAAGGAAGAACAGUUCAUUCAACAAGAACUGGAACCUAAAGUUGCAGUUACUGUUGCCCCCACCGAUAUUACUGAGACCAUGAUCGAGGGUGAACCUACGGUUACCACAUCGACUAAUACCAUCUCAACGGAAAGUGGAACUACAACCAUCACAACUCGUACUAUAACCAAGCACAUCACCAAGCGCAUAGUAAAGCGUAUUGUAGAUGGCAAGGAGGAGAUCGUGGAAGAGGAUGUCAUUGAUGAUUUGCCCGAAGAAAACAUCUCCGUUGAGCAAUACAACCUGCCAACGAUUGAAACCACCACAAGUGAGGUUCCCAUUGAGGUCACUGGAUUCUCUACAACACAGGACACCAUUGUGCAGCAAGGAUCGAUUACUAAGACUGUUAUUACCAAGACAAAACGCAUCCUGAAACGUAUCACCGAAGACGGAGAGGAAAUUGUUGAGGAAGUCUUCGAAGAUGAACCUGAGGUGGAGCGUGAUGUUACUCUGCUACCGACCACUGUUGUGACUUCAAUGGAAGUGAUCAAGGAUGCUGCACAUAAUGUGGUUGAGGAAGUCUUAAAACAAGCUGAG
Drosophila eugracilis is the source of this 3761-nucleotide messenger RNA. Its product is annotated as titin-like. Lineage: Eukaryota; Metazoa; Arthropoda; Insecta; Diptera; Drosophilidae. The record is from RefSeq and is a predicted model, not a curated record. The transcript has a single exon. Gene Ontology annotation, cellular component: nuclear outer membrane; meiotic nuclear membrane microtubule tethering complex; cytoplasm. Gene Ontology annotation, molecular function: actin filament binding. The coding region runs from base 120 to 2726 and encodes 868 amino acids. Gene Ontology annotation, biological process: negative regulation of cell population proliferation; nuclear migration.